UGCGUGCUGAAAAACACACCAGAAAAACACGACCUUCUUUGCUUGCAGGCUGGGGCUGGUCUCGGAUUCUUAUCAUCACAUUCGUCCUCUGCUCUGCCUUUGUAUGAAUUUUGUGUUGUUCGCGAGCGCGCUUAGUCACGUCCGAUGGUGAACAGUGAAAAGUGCUGAAAUUUUGUGUUUAACGUGCGUUGAACUCGCUGCAAAUAGUGUAAAAUUGAGACUUGACUAGCAGGUAACAAAGUGCGCAUUACCGGGAGGCGGAAUUCCUCCGGGAAGUGACGGUAAAUUCGAUCGAAAAAAUCGUGUGCGUGAGCAAUUUUUUUUCGGUCGUCAUCUUUGCUGCGCGUUUGAAGGUGACGACGAGAACGGCGAAUGAGUGGCACAAAAGGAAACGGAAAAAAAUAAACUCCAGUGUUUGGGUGGAAAAGUUGAGCGGGGAAGGCGCGGAAGUGGAGUAACUCGCCGAGGGCCGAUCUCUGCUGGUUUGUUUACCUUACGAUUCUUUGUGUUCGACGGGAUUAAUAAACCUGCUGCUGGUGCGAAGGCAAUUUUGAUCCAGCGUUUAGUAGUGCUGACCAAGGGGGAAAACUAUUCGUAGGAAGGAUUUCGGCGUAGUAAACGGCAAACGGGGAGCGGCCUCAUCAUGAUGGACGAAGCUGAAGAUGGCGAUAGCAUGGCCACUCUCUUCCGGGCAGGUAGUGCGGUGACGUCGCUGGGAAGAAAUCAUUCUCUACUUCAAUCGGAUUUCAUGAACGAUACAGCACAACUGGCAUCGCUGCAUUCCUUGAGCCUACAGGACAGCAGCGAGCUGUAUUUGGCAUCCAACGAUGGAUCGAAGCGAAACGGUGGAAAGCACAGGAGUAUUCUGCUCAUGGACGAAAAGGAAAACGUUCAGCUCAGUUCAGCGGAGCAGUUCUGCAAACAGCUCGGUGCCCCGCCCGAGGUCAAGCUAAAAGUGGUGUCCAUCUUUGGGAACACAGGCCACGGGAAGAGUCACACCAUGAAUCAUACCUUUUUUGGCGGAUCAGAAGUGUUCAAGACUUCGUCGGAGCAGCAUUCGUGCACGGUAGGCAUUUGGGCUUCGUACCAUCAGCAGCAUAAUGUCCUAUGCUUGGAUACCGAGGGAUUGCUGGGAGUAACCAACAACGAAAACCGACAGAUGCGAAUGCUGCUCAAAGUUAUGGCCAUAUCGGAUAUUAUCAUCUACCGGACGCAGUCCGAGCGGCUGGGGACAGAUAUGUACAAAUUCCUAGGUAUGGCUUCGAAGGCCUUUACGAAGUAUUUUUCCGGAGCGUUGCAAUCCCUUGGUUCUACGCUGACGGCGCAAUCGCUAGGACCAGCAGUGAUCAUUUUCCAGGAGACGAAAUAUACGGAAACAUUGAAAGAAGAUGCCGAUGGGAAAAAGGAGGAGGAUAUUCUAAGGGAAAACUUUUCCAAGCAUCGGCAGGAUUUAUCGGCAUUUAGUUCAUUGCGCUACGUCGGGACACGAACCUAUCUCACCUCAACCGAUUACGAGCCUCUGAAGUUAGCCUUGAAGAACGAGCUCAAAGAUACAAGGGUGAGGUCCCCCCGGCAGCCAAACGUGGUGUUCGAAGCCCUUGUGGCAUUGAAUAAAAAAUUCAGCGGAGAACUCUCGUCCACUCCGUACAACCUUUUCCCGGAGCAGUAUUUCACCUGCACCACAUUCUGCAAGUCCUGCAAUGUGCGGUGUCAGCUCUCGAUGGGCCACUUGGACUCGAAGGAGGACCACAAGUUCACCGGCCCUUGCUCCUACCAGCACCAGUACGAGAAUAAAGUUUACCUGUGCAACAGGUGCCAUGUCAACGGACGGCAAGUGAUCGUCAACGUCAAAACGCAAACGAGCAACGAUUCCUCCUGGAUGGGACUGGCCAAGUACGCCUGGAGUGGAUCCGUCAUCGAGUGCCCGCACUGUGGCGAAAUCUACCGCUCCCGGCAGCACUGGUACGGCAACAAGUCCCCAGAACAGACGGCUGUGAGGACCGAGAUCGUGCAUGUAUGGAACGACGGCGGAUUGGCCGUAUGUGGUCCGACCCACUCGGCCCAGCUGGUCCUGGACGGGGUUGCGUUCAUUACCGAUGCAUUCGCCAGUGUCGGAGCGCAACCGACAAAGACGAUCAAAUCCUGGGUGACGGACAAGAUCCGACCGACCUACUGGAAACCGGAUAGCGAGAUCAUUCACUGCAAGGGAUGUACCGCCAACUUUGAACGAUUUGACCUCAAAAAGCAUCACUGCCGUAGCUGUGGAGAAGGAUUCUGCAACAAUUGCUCCAAACACGAGAUGCCGGUGCCCAGUCGAGGCUGGAACGAGCCGGUUCGGGUAUGCAACUCCUGUCGCGACGAACUGCUCUGGGCACGAGGAAACAACGGUGACACUAACGGUAUUGCUGCAGCUAUUGACGAUGAAAUUGAACAAGAUCUGACGUCUUCUACAGGCAACAAUAACCCCGGCGAUGGGGACGUUCUGGCGCGAAAGUACGGUGAAGUAGUCCUCAAUACCCUGAGCAACCUCGGUGCGGUGCUAGAGUACCCGAAAGACCUCAUCAAAGAUUCCGCGCGGCCCUCGUACUGGGUUCCGGACGCGGAAGCUCCAUGCUGCCACAUCUGCCAGAUGGUGUUCGGAACGCCGGAGGAAAUCAACCAGUCGACGCCGUUGAUUCGAGCCGCCGCCUCCUCCUCCUCCGGGUCGCCCUCGCGGAAAAGUUCCGACCGGCGGCGGCACCACUGCCGAGCCUGCGGGAAUGCCAUCUGUGCGGAUUGUUCGGACCACCGCCAACCGGUUCCCAAACGAGGCUGGCUGGGCGAUGUUCGAGUGUGCAACACCUGCUUUCAAAGCUCGGAUUAAAUAGGAUCACUUUCUAUAGAUAACCAGAACGCGAAGGCAUGCGAUUGUGAUUAGGAGUGAAAGAAUGUUUAGAACUCUAAUUGUGAUAGUUGAUUUAAAACGAACGUUCGUUUUGUUGCGUAAUAUUCUUAUUUUUUUUAUGUGCGCCCACAUAUAAGCUUAUUAGGUAGCACGAUUUCUAUUUGGAUUAUCCAUUUCAAAGGAACUUUGAGACAGACUGGCAAAUUUUUUGCUUAUCCUAAUUUAUUCCUUAAUUUUUUUUCUAGAAUUAUUGGCCGUGAAAGUUGAAACGCAGACAUCCGACAGCUUGGAUAUCCAAUUGAAUGAAGGUCUUAAAUAUCUAUUAACAUAGGAACAUAUUUAUAGGCAAACGGCACAAAUGCGAAAAUGUAAUUUUCCGAGUAGGAAAUAGUAGUUGUAGGAGCAUAGCAUCGUUGAUUAUGAAAGAUGUGCGUAUAAAAGAAUGCUAAUAAAUCGAUAUCCAUACAUUUUUUA
Messenger RNA from Aedes aegypti (yellow fever mosquito), 3358 nucleotides. RefSeq names its product zinc finger FYVE domain-containing protein 1. The record is from RefSeq and is a predicted model, not a curated record. Gene Ontology annotation, molecular function: metal ion binding; GTPase activity; GTP binding. Lineage: Eukaryota; Metazoa; Arthropoda; Insecta; Diptera; Culicidae. The transcript has 6 exons. Bases 644 to 2863 code for a protein of 739 amino acids.